UCAGGUUCUUUUUAUAAUAUGUGACCUGAAGAUGACUAAGAUCUAUGGCUGAAGAUGUUCAAUUAAUUUCAUAUAGGAAAUGAAAGAUACACCCUUAAAAACUAGUCCUGUUCCCCUGAUGCCGAAAUCCAAAAUUGGCAUCAAAAAAGAAAAAAUGGCUGCUAAAAAGAUAAAGGAGCUGAAGACUCCAGUUUUAAAAGCCAGUAGCAGUAAAAAGGUCAGUUUGAAAAGUCCUGGUAAGAAAUGUAGUAAUAGUAAGGAAGUUGAAGAUCCACCCAAAAGAAAACGAGGUAGACCAAGAAAUGAAGAUAGGAUACAAAAUAAAAAGAAAGUUAGUGACCCCAAACCUGCUAAGAAAACUGAUGAAGUUGCUACUUGUAGAAAGAGAAAGCUUCCUCAGAAUGUUGUAAAAACUGAAAAGGAAUUUAUUAACCCACCUCCUAAGAAACCAAAGAGUAAUGAAACAAACUGCAACAUGAAUGGCAGUAUUAAAAUGCCUGUUUCUCCUGUACAUAAGCCUUGCAUUCAGAAAGGAGAAUCACCAACUGUUGUAGAACAUACUAUCACAAAUAGUAAUGGUAAUAUUCAUUGUAAAAAAACUUUAACGUUUGGUACAAAAAAGCCUAUUGUAAGUUCAAUUACAAAAAAUUCUUUGUUUCCUACAACAACAAAAAGGGAAAUGGUGAAUGGGAAUGGCUGGGUGAAACAGUGCAAAAAUCAACUUACAAAAAAUAAUAAAAGUAUCCCUAAAAAGAUCACUGAAGUAAGUACUCUUCCCAAAGAAUGUACAAAAGAAAUAAAGGUAGAAAAGGUGAAUAAUAUUAUAACUCCUUACCAGGAGCCUAUAAAGUCUCAUCCACAAAGAAUGGCUAGUCUUGAUGCUUUAGCUAAAAUGCAUGUAAUUUGUACAACAGAUCGGAAACCAAUAGAACAUCAUCCUAAAACUACUUCUGUUAUAACUGUAUGUUCUCAGCCAUUCAGUCAUCAAAAAUCAUUAACACAGUGUCAUGAAAGUAUACGUUUUGAUGUUAAAAAAGAAAGUAAAGAUUGUAAGGGAAAUAUUGUGCAUAAGCAGAUCAAUUAUGUGAAAGAGAAACAACAAGUUUUUGUAUCUCAUUCUGUUGAACAGUCUUCUGUCUUGGAGCACAAAGAACAAAGUAAAGCAUUAAGUUCUAAAUCUCAGCUGGAAAAGGAUAAAAAGAAAAAAAUGAAACCAUCACAGAACUCAUCACCAGAAUCUACAGAAACAGGUAAAAGUGCAAAGCUCAGGAAAAAUGUUUCAAAUAAUUUAAAGUUUUUAGAAAUCUUGCCAAAGAAAGGUGGAGCAAGCAAGUCUAAAUCUUCAAAAGACAAGGAAGAUGAUAAGAAAAGCACGAAUAAUAAAAACAAAACUCCAAAGAUAGUUAAAAAAACUUUCAAAGACAAACAAGAUAAUAAAGGGAACAAUAAAGCUAAAAAAGUUGAACAAACUAAGUCAGAAGUCAAGGUCAAAGAAACUAUUAGAAUGCAGAAAACUUGCACAUAUCAGUCUGUUACAACUGUUAAUAGCCAUGGUACUACAGAUUCUGUAUGUGUGCCUGUUAGUCAUGUUGGUAUGACUACAAAUUUUUCUAAAACUAAGAAAACAGUUGUGACUGAUGAAGAAUGCAAGAACAAAAUUAAUUAUUCUAGUGGAAGUGUUAUUAAUAACACUUACUGUUUAACUUCUGAAAGUCCGUGUUCUGUCUCUCAUCGUGCUGACUGUUGUAAGUUCCAUUCACAUACUACACCUCAGCUUAUUCCUUUUGCCCAUGUACAGACAUGUCCAAUAGGGCACAGUAUGUCAAGAACUUCUGGUUCAUCCUCAUCUUCAUCAUCUCACUGUGAUGGAAACAGUGCAGUGCACAGGUUUAGCCAACCACCUGUUGUCUACUCUCCGUCAUCUAGUGAUUAUGGCUGUUGCUGUUCCAGUUCCUUGGUACAAAAUGUUCAUGAUUCAUGUUUUGUAAGGAAUAGCAUUGUACCUUAUCCUCAUCAUCACUCGCACCACACCCACCAUAUCCCUACCAGUGCUUUCUCCUCAGAAACAUUAUGUACGGAUUGUCAUCGUCCUAGCAAUACAUCAUUAGAAGCAUCAAGACACGUACAACAUUUUGGUCUAUCUUCCUCUUCGCAUUCUAGAGUAGGUUGCUGCUCAUGCUGUGAACUUGUGCGUGAAAGUAACCAGCUUCAUCAUCAGUCGACCGGGAGUUGCCUUCAGUAUUUGUCUUCAUCAAAGAGUUCAGCAAGUCUUGUGCCUUGUGAGCAAUCUCCUUUGGACCUAUCAUUGGCUUCGACAUCUUCCAGUGCAAGUGUAGAUCCUGACUUCUCCUUGCCUACGGGACAUUGUCCCAGUCCAUUCUGUUGCAGAGAUCUCUUACUUUUGAGGACAUCCACACCACAUGGAUUUCAGCAAAGCAAGUUUUCUCCAAAUAAGAGUUGCUGUAGGUGUGCUAAGCAAGUCAUUUGUGAAAAGCCAAGUGUUGAAACAGUAAAAAAAGUGCAAUGUUCAAACACUACAGUUAAGCAACAUGGUCAGCCACAUCAGUCAGUUGAUCAUGUUGCGUUGUUGACGUCUCCUGUUGGUAAAGAAUCAGUUAUCCCUCCAAAUGUCUCUGCAUCAGGUGCCACUAGCAAAAGUGUACCUCAUGUUUUAACAGAUAAUUUAGUUACUACUAAACGAGAAAAAAAUACAUCACCGAAACAGUCUACUAAAGUGUCAUUAAUCAAGAAGCGUCACUUUGCUCAUGGCUGGAGCUGGAAGGGAGAGCCAAGAGAGAGAUUAAUUGCUCUAACAAAUGAUUCCAUUCCAUGUCCACGUACUUGCUAUCCUAGUAUUCAGCAUAAAGAAGGAGAUACCAUCUAUGAAAAAGACUGUGUUUUGUUGCGAUCUGGACCAAAAGAUACUGAUUUACCAUAUGUUGCUAAAGUUGCUGCAUUUUGGGAAAAUCCAGAAGAUGGGGAAAUGAUGAUGAGUUUAUUAUGGUAUUAUAGACCAGAGCAUACUGAUCAAGGACGAAAGCCAGGGCAGAUGGAAGAUGAAGUAUUUGCUUCCAGGCAUAAAGAUGUUAAUUCCGUCGCUUGCAUAGAAGAUAAAUGCUAUGUACUUACGUAUAAUGAAUAUUGCAGGUAUCGAGCAAGUUUAUCCAUGGAUGAUGACAUGAUAUCUAUGGCUUCUGUGUUGGUUCCUGAUUUAGUUGAUGGUUACCCUAGGAAAGAUAGACUUCCAAAUGAUGUAGUAUCUAGUGACAUUGUAUUUUUCUGUCGCCAUGUUUAUGAUUUUAGGCAGAAGAGGAUUUUAAAAAAUCCUUCAUAAAACAGAAAAUAAACUUUCGUGAUAGUAGCUAGUCUAGACUUUUAAUUUAAAGGGAAAAAAGUUUACAGACUACAAUCUCUGACAUAAAUCUGCUACUUGACCUAAACUAGUUGUUUACAUGUUGGUUUUACAUGUAAUAAAAUUGCCACAUUUGAGGUUGCCACCGUGUAAGGUUUAGUUUAUACUGUUGUUAGUUUAGUUGAUGAUUCAAAAGAGAGUGGAAAAUAUUUUCUGUGAUUUUCCUCAUACUAACUGAAACCAAAUACUGUUGUUGUAGCUUGAGGGUUUAAUUAAAAAGCUGAUGUUUCUUUAAAAUGUGUAGCAUCAGCUAUGUACAUUUGUAAAUCCUUAUAGCAGCUAUAUUUCUGCUAUAUGAAAUAAAAUUUAAAUGCAAAUUGUACAGAAAUUGAAUUAUAAUUAUAGAUUUCUUUCUUUAUGUAUAAAGUGCUUCACUAAUUGUUUGUUAUGAUCAGAUAAUUUAUAAAUGUAUUUUUAAUUUUAUCAUACUUAUUUCAUAUGAAAAUAUUGAUUGUGAUAAUCAUUUAAUGAAGUCACUUAAACACUGUGUGUUUUUCUCUGUUAUUAUUAUUAUAACCAGAGCAUUUGUAAUUUUGCUCUGAUGUAGUAGUUAAUUUGAUUGAACAUUUGUUUAGUGGAUUACUUCAUUGUUAAAUACUUUGUUGUAAUCUUAUAUAAUGUUUUAAUGGUCAUUAACUUAUAAAAAAAAGUAUUUUUGGCACUUGCACACAGUCACUGUAUAUUUUCCUUUUCAUUUUUGAAAUAUUUAGAAGUUAAAAUGAAUAUUUCAUGUUUUUUUAAUAGUGUGUUACUUUUAGUUUAUAAUUUUGUAGUUUGUUAAACAUGUAUUACAGACCAUAAUUGCUUCCACCUCAAAACGUGAUUUUAUGCAUGAAAAUACUGUUAAACCUCAAUUAUCCAAAUGACGUAGCCACUCACCAAACUGGAAAGGGGGUAGUGAAUGAAGAUUCUAAUUUUAAAAGUGUGUUUUACUGCAAAAACUUGGUUUGAAGUAGGAAUUUUUUCUCCUAUAUAAAAUCAUAGCUGGUUAUCAUCAGCUUAAAAUCAUAGCCGCUUUUAGAAUAGGUUUUAUCAGAAAAUGUAAUUAAGGAAAAUUGUAAAAGUAUUUUAGAGUUCAAAUUUACCAUAAUUAAAUAAGUAUACUUUGUUGAAAAUCUGGGUUUAAAAAUGCUCAUAUUAAAAUCACAUUUAAAAGUCCACCAUAGUAAUUGGUGUUGAGUAGGUUUUAUAAAAAAGUUAUUUUAAGUAAAAUUUUUAUUGAUUCUUCUUAAAGUAUAUGCUACUGAGAAAUCAUAAUAAUACAUUCUUUUUAAAAAUUUUCAUCACUUGAAAACUUAUUUGAUCUAAAUUCCACCUUAUUUUUACUCCUUUCGUAACAAAACUUUAUUAUAUGUAUGUUAUACUUUCUUUUACUUUUUAUGUAAGAGGAAAAAAAAAUCAGGAAAGUUUUACAUGUAUGCUUCUUCAAUGGAAUCAAAUAAUAGUGUUCCAGUUAUGAGUUUUGCAAUUUAAAAUCAAUUGUUAUAUUUAACACUCAUUUGUAAUUAUACAAAUUAUUAAAAUUAGGUAUUGUUAAAGUGUGGGCAUAAAAUAUAUUUUAUGUUAAUGUUAAGAAAAUAUAUCGAUUUUUUUAAAUGGUAAAGUAAAUAAAAUGUGACGUCCUUUUGCAGAAGGUCUAUUAUAUAUUUUGCAUGUACUAACGCUGCUCUAAAAUAUGAUAGUGCCCUGUAAAAUGACAAUGAAGGAUAAAAAUUCUUAUUAAAACAAAGUUGUAAUAACAUUAGUGAGUAAUGUUCCAACCUCUUUAAGUUAUUAUAUUUUAAAAAAAAUUCCCAAAGUUCAUUUAUUAUUUUGCUUUACUACAAACUCUUAAAAGCAGUUAGUUAAAAUAUAACGGUUUUAAAAAUAAGAAUAUUUUUAAUUCUAAUGUUUUAAUCAGAAAAGCAAGAUUUUAAAAUAUCUUUCUUCAAGGGGAGAAAAAAAAAAAAAAAAAAAACUAAAUUUUAUUAAUUUAUUUGAUUAUUGGGGCAAAUGUGGCAAACUUUGAGCCUCAAGAGGCUAUAAUAGUACAUUAAUUUGCUUUGUGGGAAGAGCAAGCGAGAAUGUGUGUUUUGGUAAGAUAUCUUAUGCCACAAUUUGUGCCUCACAGUUGUUUGUGCCUCUGAGUCCAAAAGUUCAUAUGAGGAAUGAAAUGCAUUGGACUGCUUGAUAUUAGACCAAUUGAAUUAAAAUGGAUAUCUUGCAAAUGAUAACAUCAAAUAUUUUGUGCAGAUUUUUCAGCUUGUAUGUCAUUAUGCUAAAUUAUCAAGUAUAUGGUUACACUCAUGUAUUCAAAAAAUUAUUAAGAUAAAUUUGAAGAAGAAAAAAAGGGUAGUUUUUUAGGGAUUGUUUGUCUGCUGUUUAACAAACAAAUAUGCUUUUGUCAAUAAAUAAUUUCAUUCAUACACAUUCAUAGAUUUUUAGUAUUCAGUAAAAGUUUUAGAUAAGCCUAAACUACCAUUUCUCAUAUUUCUCUACUGUAAUUAACUCUUAUGUAGAAAAACAUAUUUUUCUGAGAUAUUUCUUGUACGUUGAACUCAAAAACAGUUUUAACUCGUACAGCUUUUUAUGUCUGAACAAUCAUAUUAUUCAGUGUAUAAUUUCUAAAAUAUUGUUAGGGGACAGGCUUUUGUUUUUAAAGUUAUAUAUGUGUGCCUUUUAUAGUAGUAGAGUGUCAAUAAUCCAAACUAAUCGCAUGGUAUAUGAAUUACAAGUGAUUACAAUUAAACAAUUUUUUUUAAAUAUAAUUUUUUUAUUUGGUAUUUAAAAAAUUAAAUUUUGUAGCAAGCAGUUGUAAGUAAUCGCUGAGGAAUGUUAUGUAAAAUGAUAAAGAGAACAAAAUAAUCUUUUAAAGCAUAUUAAUUUUUUAAUCUGAUCUUUUUAUAUGUGUAUUAUAAUACUCUUUUCCCUUUUAUCUGUUUUUAUUAUUAUUAUUUUAAAUUGUGGAAAAUCUACUGAAAUUCAUUAUUUAUCUUUUCAAAUGUUUUUUUACAAAAUUUUGCCUAUUUUUUCCCUUUGCCUGCAUCCAUAAUUUAUUGUUUGGGAUUUAAAAACUAAAUAAAUAAAAAAUUUCUUUUCUUAACCCAAAGUAAAUUAAAUUUUGAAAUAUAUUAUUCCUAGCCUAUUUCCUGUCUAUAGUGAUAAAGUUCCCUGCCUGUUCCUGUCUUUAGUCCUUUAAAGUUUUAAGUGAUAAGUAAAUAAAGACAAAUAUUGUUUAGUUGACUAAUGUUGGGAAAGAAAUCACAAGAAAAUAUAUUUAAAAAAAAUGCAAAUAAAAAUAGUGAUGAUGCAGAUGUAUGUAGUUUGGAUUAUUAUCAUUCUGCUUUGCUUUAAAAUUUUCUUACAACAUUUAUAAGUUUUAUUAUUUUGUUUAACACUUUAAAGUAUUUAGACGCAAACAUAGAGAGCAUUAGUAGUUCCUACAUGCAUUAAAAUAUUUUGACUAUAAUUUGUGGUAUUUCUUUCAAAUUUUAUGUAAUAGUGUUAUCAUUUUUUGCUAUGCAUAUUCGUAUGUUUAUGUACUUAUUAUGGUUUAAAUGAAGUGAAUUUUUUGCAUAUUAUUGGACUAUAUCCAGGCUUAAAAUAUUAAAAUGAAUAAUGAUGAUCCUGCAUAAUUAAAUUUUAGUUUUAAAGUAUAUUAAAAUGUUAAUGAAAUAAAAUAAUUUCAUCUGUUUUUCACAUUAACAUUGUUUGAACACAAAAAAAAAAAAAAAAAAA
Molecule: messenger RNA, 7129 nt
Organism: Stegodyphus dumicola
Lineage: Eukaryota; Metazoa; Arthropoda; Arachnida; Araneae; Eresidae
Biological process (GO): negative regulation of DNA-templated transcription; heterochromatin formation
Cellular component (GO): chromatin silencing complex
Molecular function (GO): chromatin binding; transcription cis-regulatory region binding
Source: RefSeq, a predicted model, not a curated record